Molecule: messenger RNA, 3840 nt
Organism: Panthera uncia (snow leopard)
Lineage: Eukaryota; Metazoa; Chordata; Mammalia; Carnivora; Felidae
Gene: MMS19
Product: MMS19 homolog, cytosolic iron-sulfur assembly component
Exons: 31
Coding region: 170-3262 (1030 amino acids)
Biological process (GO): iron-sulfur cluster assembly
Cellular component (GO): cytosolic [4Fe-4S] assembly targeting complex; MMXD complex
Source: RefSeq, a predicted model, not a curated record
CGUCCCAUCCCUCCCUGGAACUGCCUGGCCAGGAGCCGGCAGGCACGUGAUCCAGGGAGCGCCCCGCCUCUUUAACCUUCCAAAGGCGAUUGGCUCAGGAGGCGCGUGCGCUCAGAGGCCCAUCCCGUGCCACCGCCCACUUCCCCUCCCACGGUCUCUGGUUCGCGUCAUGGCCGCCGCCACCGCUCUGGAGGCGGUGGCGCCUACGGGCGCCCUGUGGGGCCUCGUGCAAGACUUCGUCAUGGGUCAGCAGGAGGGCCCGGCUGACCAAGUAGCUGCAGAUGUGAAAUCUGGAAGCUAUACAGUGUUACAAGUGGUGGAAGCCCUUGGGUCAUCUCUAGAGAAUCCAGAACCCCGAACUCGGGCACGAGGAAUCCAGCUUCUGUCACAGGUGCUACUCCAGUGUCACUCCUUGCUCCUGGAGAAGGAAGUGGUCCACCUGAUCCUAUUCUAUGAGAACCGGCUGAAGGAUCAUCAUUUUGUGAUCCCAUCUGUCCUGCAAGGUUUGAGGGCACUUAGUCUGUGUGUGGCCCUGCCCCCAGGGCUGGCUGUCUCUGUACUUAAAGCCAUCUUCCAGGAGGUCCACGUCCAGUCCCUGCCUCAGGUGGACCGACACACAGUCUACAGUAUCAUCACCAACUUCAUGCGAACCCGGGAAGAAGAGCUGAAGGGCCUAGGAGCUGACUUCACCUUUGGCUUCAUCCAGGUGAUGGAUGGGGAAAAGGAUCCGCGAAAUCUUCUGGUGGCUUUCCGCAUCGUCCAUGACCUCAUCUCUAGGGACUAUAGUCUGGGACCCUUUGUGGAGGAGUUGUUUGAAGUGACGUCUUGUUACUUCCCUAUUGAUUUUACCCCUCCACCUAAUGAUCCCCACGGUAUCCAGAGAGAAGACCUCAUCCUGAGUCUUCGAGCUGUGCUGGCUUCUACACCGCGAUUUGCUGAGUUCCUGCUGCCCCUGCUGAUUGAGAAAGUAGAUUCUGAGAUUCUGAGUGCCAAGCUGGAUUCUCUGCAGACUCUGAAUGCUUGCUGUGCUGUGUACGGACAGAAGGAACUGAAAGACUUCCUCCCCAGCCUUUGGGCUUCUAUCCGCAGAGAGGUGUUCCAGACGGCAAGUGAGCGGGUGGAGGCGGAUGGCCUGGCAGCCCUCCACUCCCUGACUGCGUGUUUGUCUCGCUCUGUGCUGAGGGCUGAUGCCGAGGACCUCCUUGACUCCUUCCUUAGCAACAUUCUACAGGACUGCAGGCACCAUCUGUGUGAACCGGACAUGAAACUGGUGUGGCCUAGUGCCAAACUGUUGCAGGCAGCUGCAGGUGCAUCUGCUCGGGCCUGUGACCAUAUCACCAGCAACGUACUGCCUUUACUGCUGGAACAGUUCCACAAGCACAGUCAGAGCAACCAGCGGCGGACAAUCCUUGAAAUGAUCCUGGGUUUCUUGAAGCUACACCAGAAAUGGAGCUAUGAAGACAAGGAUGAAAGGCCGCUGAAUGGCUUCAAGGACCAGCUGUGCUCACUGGUGUUCAUGGCUCUGACAGAUCCCAGCGCCCAGCUUCAGCUUGUUGGCAUCCGUACACUCACAGUCUUGGGUGCCCAGCCAGAUCUUCUCUCUUCUGGGGACUUGGAGCUGGCAGUGGGUCACCUGUACAGACUGAGCUUCCUGGAGGAGGACUCCCAGAGUUGCAGGGUGGCAGCACUGGAAGCAUCGGGAGCCCUGGCCACUCUCUACCCUGUAGCCUUCAGCAGCCACCUAGUGCCCAAGCUUGCUGAGGAGCUGGGCAGAGGGGAGUUAGAUUUGGCUAGAGGGGAUGAGCCUGCCAAAUGCUCCCAGCAUCUGCGCUGUCUACAAGCCUUAUCAGCUAUAUCAACACAUCCCAAUAUUGUCAAGGAGACCCUGCCUCUGCUGCUACAGCAUCUCUGCCAGAUGAAUAAAGGGUAUAUGGUUGCAGGAACCAGUGAAGUUAUUGCUGUCUGUCAGAGCCUCCAGCAGGUGGCAGAAAAAUGCCAGCGGGACCUUGAGAGCUGCUGGUAUUUCCAUCAGACAGCUGUACCUUGCCUGCUCGCCCUGGCUGUGCAGGCUUCCAUGCCAGAGAAGGAGCACUCAGUUCUGAGAAAAGUACUGUUGGAGGAUGAGGUCUUGGCUGCCAUGGUGUCUGUCAUUGGCACUGCCACCACCCACUUGAGCCCUGACUUAGCUGCCCAGAGUGUUGCCCACAUUGUGCCCCUUUUCUUGGAUGGCAACGUCUCCUUUCUGCCUGAAAACAGCUUCCCUUGCAGAUUCCAGCCAUUCCAGGAUGGCUCCUCAGGGCAGAGGCGGCUGGUUGCAUUGCUUAUGGCCUUUGUCUGCUCCUUGCCUCGAAAUGUGGAAAUCCCUCAACUGAACCAACUCAUGCGGGAGCUUGUAGAGCUGAGCUGCUGCCCCAGCUGCCCCUCCUCCUCCACCGCUGCCGCCAAGUGCUUUGCAGGACUCCUCAACAAGCUCCCUGCAGGGCAACAGCUAGAUGAAUUCCUGCAGCUGGCAGUGGACAAAGUGGAGGCUGGCCUGAGCCCUGGCCCCUAUCGUAGUCAGGCCUUCACACUGCUUCUCUGGGUAACAAAGGCCUUAGUGCUUAGAUAUCAUCCUCUCAGCUCAUGCCUUACAGACCGGCUCAUGGGCCUCCUGGGUGAUCCAGAACUAGGCCCAGCAGCAGCUGAUGGCUUCUCUCUGCUCAUGUCUGACUGCACGGACGUGUUGACCCGUGCUGGCCAUGCUGAAGUGCGUAUCAUGUUCCGCCAGCGGUUCUUCACAGAUAACGUGCCUGCUUUGGUCCAGGGUUUCCAUGCUGCUUCCCAAGAUGUGAAGCCAAAUUACCUGAAGGGCCUGUCUCACGUACUUAAUAGGCUGCCUAAGCCUGUACUCCUACCAGAGUUGCCUACGCUGCUCUCCUUGCUGCUGGAGGCCCUGUCUUGCUCCGACUGUGUAGUUCAGCUCUCCACCCUCAGCUGCCUUCAGCCUCUUCUACUGGAAGCACCCCAGGUCAUGAGUCUUCACGUUGACACCCUUGUCACCAAGUUUCUGAACCUCAGCUCUAGUCCUUCCAUGGCUGUCCGGAUUGCCGCAUUGCAGUGCAUGCACGCUCUCACUCGCCUGCCCACCCCUGUGCUGCUGCCGUAUAAACCACAGGUGAUCCGAGCCUUAGCCAAGCCCCUAGAUGACAAGAAGAGACUGGUGCGCAAGGAGGCAGUGUCAGCCAGGGGAGAAUGGUUUCUGCUGGGGAGCCCUGGCAGCUGAGCCCUCGGUCCUGGCCUACGCUGUUCUGACAGACAAUCUAACCUGGAAUUACUAACUAUCGAGCCAUGUUGCCCAAGGCAGGGAGACCACUGGCCUCUGAUUGCCUCUCCCCAGGCCUCUGUUGCAUGGCUGUAUAGGAAACAUAGGAAUCCUGACUUCUAAUGGAUUUGUGAAGUAACUGAGUGUGAGAGUACUUGUGUUUGAGGAAAGAUCUUGGUCUUAGGGCUCUUCCAUUUAUUUGUCAGAAAAAGGGAGAUAUGCUGCUGAGGGGUGAAUGAAUGCACACGAAUGUGGCCCUGAGGACCAGAGAUGAUGGAUGUGUGUGUACCUGCUGGAAAAUAAAGAUUUCUUUUGGUAAUGGGGCUGUCAGAUGUUUCCCCUUCCCCAUUCAUGCCUCAGUGGCACAUAACCAGAGCACCAGUGCAUAAGCUAUAGGAACACUAAUGACAGAGACUGGCCAAGAAUUUUCAGGGUAUCCACCCCUCCAAGUAGAGCAUAGGAAGCAUGACCAGAACACCCACUCACUAGGUCUUGACCCUGACUUUUCCCUUCCUCGCCCUAAAGUAAAGGCAAUGAAA